Molecule: messenger RNA, 1704 nt
Organism: Tetranychus urticae (two-spotted spider mite)
Lineage: Eukaryota; Metazoa; Arthropoda; Arachnida; Trombidiformes; Tetranychidae
Source: RefSeq, a predicted model, not a curated record
AAUCAUAAAACUGAGAAGUCAAUCCUUAGAGUUUGGUUAAUUCAUUGAUUUGAAAAUUAGCAUUUUGAAUUGCUAUUUUUAUACAUUCAUAUGUAUAAAAACGUUGGGUUUAACUUCAAAAAUCCUCUGAGGAUUAAUACUAAUCUUCUGGCUUCGUGCGAAUUACUUGCUUAGAAACCGUGAAGCAAGGACUCAUAGCCUUAAAAUCCUAGGGGCGCUAGAUGUCACCUUUGCGACUAUAAAAAGGUCAGUGAAAGUUGUUUGUUCAACAGUCAAGUUUUCGAGUCAUAGGCAUUCUUUUGUCAAAUAAACAUUCUGAAUUCAUUUACUACAUUAUUCCCGUCUUCUAAUUCCCACUUCACAACACACUCACACAUCUAAAAUGUCUUCAAAUUUAGUGUUACCUGUUCUUGCUCUCAUCUUCCUGUCAAUCAACCCAACUUCAUAUGCGUUUCCUGCCUUAGCCUCAUCCAUCUCUGGUACCUCUUUUGCUGAAACUGAUUCUCCACUAGUCUUGGAUGCACUUGAACCCAGCAUGUUACAGGAGGUUCCAUUCCCUGAUGUUAUUUCUGGCUAUAGCAAGAUGUCCUCUAAAAUCAGGUCAUACCUACCAGGAAACCCUUUGAAAGGUUUAUUCAAAUCUGAUGAAGAUUUUGUAAUCGAAAAACCUGAACAAAAACAAUCAAUAAUUGAUCCUCGCUUCCUCAAGGUUGCUUCAGCAGCUGUUGGGCAUUUAUUUCCUACUGAAAAGAACUCUGUUCCUGCUAUUGGUGCUCCUGUCGUUGCUCCUGUGGGUGCUGUCAUUGGUGAUAAAGCCAGUGCUGUUACAGGUGUUCCUGUCGGUAAAGCUUCAUCUAAUCAAAAGUUUGACUUGAACGUUGCAAAAAAAGUUUCAAUUAAAGCAAAGAAGCCCAAAAGCUUGGAAGCUUCAGUGAGAAUCCAACACCCAGUUGUCGGUGAACAAUAUGGAAGAAUUGCAUUGGAAGGGAUCAAUGGUCAAUAAAGAUAGCCAACAAUUGGGUUGAUUCAUUUGAAAUUAAAUUAAUCUCAAUUUUUUCUUCUUUUUUGCCAAUCAAAUUGUGAUUCCCUUUUUGUCACUCAAUUUUCAAAAUGAUAACAAUGUCACAAUUAUUAUUAUUAUUAUUAACAUUUUCUCAUUUCAACAACAAUAAGAGUUUUGACCACUACUUUAGGUUGAUGUUCAAUUCUGGUUAGCUGUAAGCUGACCAAACCUCUCAAGUAUUGUGUUAACGAAAGUUGCUUGAAAUGUUACGAUGUAAUUGGAAGCCGAUUUAGUCAAAUUAAAAUUUCAAUAAAUUAUCAUUAAAAUGAAACCAGAUUUAUAUUAUUAUACAUUCAUAAUCAACUUGAUUGACAUUUUAGCUUCGUAAAUUAGUUUAAUCAUAAGAUGAAAAUCUUCAAAAUCGGCUGUUGGAUCAUAAAAGUGUUGGGAAGUCACAAUUAUUAAGAUUACCAGAAAUUUCCUGGUUAUCUAGAACAAUUAAAGUUGUACUAGUUAUUAGGUAAAUUGUCAUGAUAAACAAUGAAUGUUGAUCUAAAAACAUGGAUUUAGAUUGAAUAUUGAAAUGGUUUGUUAACCCAUGAACAUUUUACCAAAAUCCAUGAAAGGUUUGAGAGGCGCAAGCACGAUAUCACCUUCAGCUUUGGCUAUUCCAGCAAUGAAAUCUUUCACGGCAGUUGAAA